GGCGCCGGAGAGCAACGUUAUUCUCAGAGUUGUGUUUCUAGCCACCUGAUGAAUGUAAUAUCCACUCCUUCAUCUCUCAUUUGGUUUCCACUCGCUGUCUCUGUUCUUCAGCAGCGAGCUGCGCCCUGUCUGAAAAUAACAGAAAUAUGUGUUCAGGUGUUUCGUGUUGAUCUGUUUUCAUUUUGGUCUCAUUAUAAUUUUCUUUAUAAAUGUUAUUCUUUAUAUUUAAAUCCAUUUGAGCGGUUUACAGAUGUAGUGGCUGCUGUCGGCCGCAAGGGGCUCCCUAACGGAAUGCGCCGUAACGCCUUCCAGCGAAGAAGAGAGGGCCACAACAAUAACACACAGCUAGCUACACCGAGACGGACACGGACCGCACACCCCGCCUCCCGCCUCCCGCCUCCCGCCUCCCGCCUCCAGCCUGCAGCCUCCAGCCUCCCGCCUCCAGCCUCCAGCCUGCUCCGGGCGGACCGCGGCGGGAACCCGUCCAGAGCGCCGCGUGACAUCCGGGCGCCAUGUUGUGCUAGCGGCAGUAGCAUGCUGUCGUCGUGACGCGCGGGAAGCUACGUAGCCGUUAGCUCGUCUCCACCGGCUCGGUUCUCCCCCGGUUCUCUGUUAAUGUCCCCGGGCUCCCGGGCCGCGCGCACACAUGGAGAGCCUCUACAAGCGGAAGAUGUUCGCGUCCAUGCGGAAGACCAAAGUGGACGCGACGAAGAAGCGGCAGAUCGGCCUUCCCGCCGAGAUCCUGGACGACAGUGACGAGGGCUCCUUCUCCUCCGCCUCCUCCUCCGGCUCCCAGGCCGACUACGACAGCUCCGCCGCGGAGGCCAGCGAGCAGGAGGGCCCGGCCCGCAGCGACUCCGGCUCCACGUCCAGCGACCACAGCCGCUCCGUGGCCCGCAGGAAGCGCUCCUUCCUGGGGGGCGACAACAGCUCCUCGUCCUCCAGCUCCGGGGAGGAGGAGAAGACGAAGGAGCUGAAGAGGAAGAGGAGCCAGGCGAAGAGGACGGCGCCGCCCAAGAAGCGGAGCCGCCUGCAGCCGCAGGACGAGUCCGACUCGGACCAGCUGGAGGAGAAGCGGAGCGACGAGGCCGAGAAGAAGCGGCAGCGGCACGGCAAGCUGCUGGCGCUGGCCCGGAGGAUGAAGGCCCGGGUCCCGAGGAGGGGCCGCGCCAAGCAGGUACCGAGACCACAUGAGACCCCGUGAGACCACAUGAGACCACGAGACCCCGUGAGACCACAUGAGACCAC
Molecule: messenger RNA, 1248 nt
Organism: Pseudoliparis swirei
Lineage: Eukaryota; Metazoa; Chordata; Actinopteri; Perciformes; Liparidae
Product: nucleolar and coiled-body phosphoprotein 1-like
Exons: 1
Coding region: 647-1204 (185 amino acids)
Source: RefSeq, a predicted model, not a curated record